Boleophthalmus pectinirostris (great blue-spotted mudskipper) is the source of this 3211-nucleotide messenger RNA. RefSeq names its product gamma-aminobutyric acid receptor subunit rho-1-like. Gene Ontology annotation, molecular function: extracellular ligand-gated monoatomic ion channel activity; neurotransmitter receptor activity; GABA-A receptor activity. Gene Ontology annotation, biological process: signal transduction; nervous system process; chemical synaptic transmission. The coding region runs from base 69 to 1487 and encodes 472 amino acids. The record is from RefSeq and is a predicted model, not a curated record. Gene Ontology annotation, cellular component: synapse; GABA-A receptor complex; membrane. The transcript is spliced from 10 exons. NCBI's taxonomy places the organism in Eukaryota, Metazoa, Chordata, Actinopteri, Gobiiformes, Gobiidae.
GCAGAGCGGGACGCGGGCCCGGAGUGAGUGGCCCCAGUGAGAGCUUUGACAGGUGUGUGGAGCUCUGAAUGGCCAUGCACACGGAUGUGUUCGUACUUAUUCUACUCCUAAUGGGACUGGGGGUCAGCGGCCAGAGGCGCGCAGGGGCCCCGCUCCAGCCCUACAGACAAGUCAGGGCAAAGAGGGAGAUGGCAUCAUCAGAGGACUCCAGUGGGAAGGUUGGCAGCACAAUUCAGAAGCGUAAUCCAGACAUAACCAAAUCCUGGGGGACCAAAUCAGAGCAUCUGCUGAGGAUCAAUGACCACGACUUCACCAUGAGACCUGGCUUUGGAGGCCCCGCAGUUCCAGUAGGAGUGGAUGUCCAAGUAGAAAGUCUCGACGCCAUAUCUGAAGUUGACAUGGACUUCACUAUGACACUGUACCUGCGGCACUACUGGAAGGAUGAGCGCCUGUCGUUUCAUAGCAACCAUAACCAGAGCAUGACAUUUGAUGGGCGUCUGGUCAAGAAGAUCUGGGUGCCUGAUAUGUUCUUUGUCCACUCCAAAAAGUCCUUCACACAUGACACCACCACCGACAACGUGAUGCUGCGAGUGUAUCCUGAUGGCAAAGUGCUCUACAGCCUCCGGGUGACAGUGACCGCUAUGUGCAGCAUGGACCUAAGCCGUUUCCCUCUGGACACACAGACCUGCUCCCUGGAGAUUGAGAGCUAUGCAUACACCGAUGAUGACCUGAUGUUGUACUGGAAAGAAGGGAACCGCUCUCUGAACACAGACGAGAAGAUCUCUCUGUCCCAGUUCCUCAUCCAGGAGUUCCACACCACCACUAAACUGGCCUUCUACAGCAGCACAGGCUGGUACAACCGACUCUACAUCAACUUCACUCUGCGGCGCCACAUCUUUUUCUUCCUGCUGCAGACCUAUUUCCCUGCCACGCUUAUGGUCAUGCUGUCCUGGGUGUCCUUCUGGAUCGACCGCCGGGCUGUCCCCGCCAGGGUGCCUCUGGGUAUCACCACGGUCUUAACCAUGUCCACCAUCAUCACCGGGGUCAAUGCCUCCAUGCCCAGAGUGUCCUACAUCAAAGCUGUGGACAUCUAUCUGUGGAUUAGCUUUGUCUUCGUCUUCCUGUCUGUGAUUGAGUAUGCCGCUGUGAACUACCUGUCCACCCUACAGGAGCGCAGGGAGAGAAAGCUGCGAGAGCAUCUGCCCUGUACGUGUGGACUGGCUCAUCCCGGCAUGCUGUCGUCCAGCUACAGUGAGGUAGACGCCAACACCACGGGCCACUAUGGCCUACCAGAGGAGAAUGGAGUGAAGCGGGAGCGAAUGCUGGUGCAGCUGGCCAUGGAGAAUGACCAGGUGACAGGGCAUGUGGGCUCCAGUGCUUACAACUCUAUGUGGAUUGAUACGCACGCCAUUGACAAAUACUCACGGAUUGUCUUCCCCGCAUCCUAUAUCUUCUUCAAUGUGGUCUACUGGUCCAUCUAUAUGUGACACCACCAUAACUCCUUACCAACUUCUGCCACGCCAGGGACAAAAAAACUUUAUCAAAAUGCCUAGGCAGCAACUAUGAACAAAUAUGUCACUAAAAUAAGGGAACAGAGAUAAAUAGACAAAGCAAUUGAUACAGCUGUGACUGUGAAUUCUGCAUCUGGUGCAUUAUGACUUCUUUUUCGUAAAUGGAGCCCUUUUCUCACAGAUUUUGUGUAACAUCUGUGAACAAGAUAUCAUUUUCAAUAGUGGACUUCUGUGUUGAUGGCUGAUCAUAAACUGGAUCUACACCCGGGAGGACAGACUAGUAUUGCAUGAAUUGUUCUUGCAAAGUGGAGUAACAGUUCUUUAAUCCAGUAGUCCUUCUCAUGAUUCCUCACAUUUUCUCCAAGUGAAGGAGCACUUCUGGUGAUGCCUUGAUCUCACCUUGUACAACUCUAUCUUCACCAAUGUCACAUCUUUUGCUUAGUGAUGACAUCUGCAGAUGUUCUUAACUAGAGGUUGGGACUUGCAAAUCGUGACUUGGACUCAAGUUAGACUGGAGUCACUAUUUUUGGACUUGAGACUUGACUUGACAAAACAGACAAAGACUUGGGACUUGACUUGGACUUGAAGGUCUUUGAUUUUGGAUUUGACUCAGACUUGAGCCCUGUGACUUGAGAAGACUUGAUGCUUAGACUAGUUUACAAAUGAACUGUUAUUAAGCACUUUUAAACCAUAAUAAUUCGCACUCUUGUCAAGGCAUUUAAAAAGGAAAAAUUUGCAUUUCUACAACUCUUAAAUAAAUACUCAUAUAUAAAUAUACCAUGACAUUUUAAGAACAGUUUUGUUUAAAAAUUAUAUAAACUGCAAAAAUCUAUGAUAUAUUUGGUACUUUGGUUUAAAGACUUGAAAUGACUUGAACCUCAGAGCAGACAACUUGACUUGGACUCCUGGAACAGUGACUUGAGAUUCGACUUCGACUUGCUUGUCUUUGACUUGGGAUUUGACUCGGACUUGAGGUCAAAUACUUGAGACUUACUUGAGACUUGCAAAACAACGACUUGGUCCCACCUCUGUUCUUAACACAUAAAAUAUAAAUUUAGGGUGACUUUUCCAAUAAAUACACAUACAUACUAACACAUAUGUAUAUUGACACUACCAGUCAAAAAUUUGGGCACGCUCUCAAUGUUUUGUUUUUUUUCUUCGUUAACUACUUUCUACAUUUUAUAUAUAUACAAAAACAUCAAAUAUAUGAUGAAGAUAUAUGGAAUUACGUGGCAAAGAAAAAAAAAUGUUAUAUUCAAAUCUCAAAAGUAAACACGCUUUUCUUUGUGGACAGCGCUGCAAAACCUUGGCCUUCUCUUAGUGGGCUUCAUUAUAAGGUCGCCUGAAAUGGUUUUCACUUCACAUCUGUGUUGCAUCAGGAUCAAGAAAUAUCAAAAGUGCAAACCAGCAUUCAAAGUAAAAGGUGGCUAUUUUUAAAUUUUACAAUCUCAAACAAGUUUUGCAUCAUUUUGAAUAUUUUUUGUUUACUACAUUCCAUGUGUUCAUUCAUAGUUUUGAUGCCUUCAGUAUCACUGUAAAUGGUCAUGGUAAUAAAGAAGAAAUAUAAAUGUCCAACCUUUUGACUGGUAGUGUACAUUAAGAAUUUGUUUUUGAUAAUUAAAAGUAUAUGUAUACCAAAAUAUGUAUAUAAAAUCUCCAAUUAAUCAUGUUUACCCUAUUCUUAAUAGGGUAGGGCAAAA